CCCAGCGGAGACACUCCAUGGAUUUUCAGAGGACAAAGGGACCAGCCUGUAAACUGUAUUCUGCAAGAACCUGAUACUGGAAUUCUUUCAAACAGGAGAUUAGCAAGACAUGGUCCACAGGGUAUGAUGGAGAAUUUGUCUCUUGAAACCGACUUACGAAACUCAUAUGAAGAAGGAAAGCUGUACAUGGUCGAUUCCUUAAACAACUUGAACGAACAGCAUCUUCGUGUGGUUCAGUCUCAGCAUCAAACAGUCUGGCAAGAGAACACAGAUAGUGCUGGCUGUUGGACAGUACAAAACAGCAUGAGAUGCCAUAGCUGGUUCUUUGUCACAUUGAUCAUCACUUUAAUUGUCAGCUUGGCACUUGUUUCCUUUGUAAUAUUCUUAAUAGUUCACACUGGAGAUAAAAUGGAUGAUGUGUCAAGAAAAAUAGUACUAGAAAAGAAGAACAUUGAAGACCUUAAGAAACUAAAUGACAUGAUUUUACAGCACCUAAACCAUACAGAACUGGUAGAAAACCUCAGCAGGAUGCAAACAAGACAAUCAAGCACCGAUCUUCCAGGCUAAAGAAUAUUGAGCUGGAAAUACCAGGGCAAGGGGCUAACUUGUGCAAUGAAUUCCAUUCUUAUCUAAUUUCAAAUACAGCCUGGGCAAGACAGCUUUUUUUUUAAAGUAAUCAUUAUGUGUGUUCCAUGAUGCUUACAGCAAACCUGUAAAAGCAAACAGUUUAUAUCAUUGUGAGAUCCUCUACAUUUGUAACCUUUCUAGACUUCUUGUUUAUCCCCAUGGAUGUUGAUAUAUGGAUGGUAGAGCUCAGUGAAACAUGUGAUUUUGGAAAACUGCUUUUAGACCCCAUUCUUAUAAAUAGUUACAUGCAGAUAGUGUCAGAUAUUUCUUGUGGUUCAUGUUUAUAGCUCAAGUUAAAUUUGGAAUAAGAAUGUAGCAUCUGAUUUCUGAAAGACUUGCACAUAUUGGCAGACCCACCUCACAGAGUAUCCAGUACUUCCUACACAGUACAAUAUAAGUGCAGAUGCAUGGUACUACUCUGCAAAGCACAUCCAGAUUUUUUUUUAAUUACAGAAGUACCACGAACAGUAUCAAAAUUUCACAACUUGUGCUCACCUCUGUGUUGGAAGUGUAAAGAUUUUUUUUCACUGCUGGUGGUCUUGUAAGAAAAUAGAACAGUUUUGGAAGGAAAUACACAAAAACAUUAAGAAUAUAAUAAAUUAUAAAUUCAAUAAAUUUCCAAAAACUUAUCUUCUAGGUAUUUGGGACUAUGAAGACACUAAUUUACAAAAACAUAAAAACCAGUUAUAUUAUUUAUUAACAGUGACAAGAAUAGUAAUUGCCAGAUAUUGGAAAUGUCAGGAUUUACCAUCCAUUGAAGAAUGGUUUCAAAAAUUUCAAGAUUACAGAACAGACAGACUUACGACUCUCCUCAACAAAGACUUCUGGAAUCCUUUGAUUAGAUACUUAUACAAAACGGAUCUUUCUAAUAAGAAAAUAUAUCCUUCUAAUAAGAAAAUGUUAAUUUAGAUAUAUAUAAGUGACAAAUAUGAAAACUUGUCUAAAUAUUGUUAUAUUUAUAUAUGUGACAUCAAUACUUCUGAUAUUGUACUUAUUUCAAUGUCUUAAAUGAAACUUAUUUCAAUGUAAAAAGUUUUACAGAAGUGAUUAAUAAGGGCAAGAUUCAUUAAUGACUUGUGUCAGAAUAAAAGUUGGGUUUAUUCACAGAUGCACCUACA
Messenger RNA from Sphaerodactylus townsendi, 1745 nucleotides. RefSeq names its product leucine rich single-pass membrane protein 1 (gene LSMEM1). The transcript is spliced from 4 exons. The coding region runs from base 124 to 567 and encodes 147 amino acids. NCBI's taxonomy places the organism in Eukaryota, Metazoa, Chordata, Lepidosauria, Squamata, Sphaerodactylidae. The record is from RefSeq and is a predicted model, not a curated record.